Molecule: messenger RNA, 956 nt
Organism: Sinocyclocheilus anshuiensis
Lineage: Eukaryota; Metazoa; Chordata; Actinopteri; Cypriniformes; Cyprinidae
Product: carbohydrate sulfotransferase 15-like
Exons: 2
Coding region: 9-431 (140 amino acids)
Biological process (GO): hexose biosynthetic process
Molecular function (GO): N-acetylgalactosamine 4-sulfate 6-O-sulfotransferase activity
Source: RefSeq, a predicted model, not a curated record
CACAUGUGAUGAUUAUAAAGUUGGUCCCCAUCAAACAUGGAAACCAGUAUGUGUGUGUGUGUGUGUGUGUGUGUGUGCAGGUGCGUCUGCAGGUGGGCCUGUACGUGGUGUAUCUUCUGGACUGGAUGUCAGUGUUCAGCCGUGAUCAGCUCUUAGUUUUGCGUUUGGAGGAUCAUGCUUCAAACCCGGAGCUCAGCAUGAGCAGGAUCUUCCGCUUCCUGCGCUUAGGAGCGCUGUCUGAUCAGAGACAGAGACAGAUCAGCAAGCGUCCCGCGUCAAACACCAGACAUCCGUCCGACAGGGAUCUGGGCCCGAUGCGUCCCAUCACACGAGAGCUGCUCACGCUGUUUUACGCUCCGUUCAAUCAGAGACUGGCAGAGGUUCUGCAGGACGAGUCGUUCACGUGGGACGGUCGCUCUGAACACACCUGACAGCCGUGUGAUGUUCCUGGAUCUCACAGACACCAUGAAGUCUGUCCGACAGCAAAUGUGGAAGAAUCGGGCUUUUAUCUGUACUUUCAAAUGGAUAGUUCACCCAAAAAUUAUUUAUAAAAACACUAAAGAAGAUAUUGUGGAAAAAUUGGAAACUGAAUAACUUUGGACCCCAUUGACUUUCACUGUACGGAUGAAAACCACUGAGGCGUUUCUCAAAACAUCUCAUUUGUGCUCCAUAAAAUAAAGACACGAGGGUGAAUAAAUGAUGACAGAAUGAUUAUUUUUAGGUGAACAAUUCUUAAACCAGCAGCCUAUAGAUGAAAACUAAAGCACUAGAAAUCCAAAAAUCGCUUUAUAUCACUUUUACAGAAUUACAAAUGAUGCACUCACUUCAUUUUCCGUCAGAGAAAGAUCUGCACUGCGCAUGUGCGGAGUUUAUUCUCACGUUUCCUUCACUGACUGCUGAACACACAACAUUAACAAAAACAGCUGAUGCUAACGAAAAGAUCAAAUUAAAAAAAG